Messenger RNA from Cladocopium goreaui, 2470 nucleotides. Lineage: Eukaryota; Dinophyceae; Suessiales; Symbiodiniaceae. The record is from the annotation of a GenBank genome assembly.
CGCGUGCUCGUAUACCAACAAAGUGAUCAUCUGCGCAGCCAUGGCACACGUUUGCGAGGACCUUUCCAAAUGGACAACUGUGGCACAGGAUGGGCAGGACUACGUUGUGGACAGCAAUCCAGCCAUCACUGUGACUUCAGAAGAGCCACCUGCCCAAGACAAUGCCGACCGUGUUGUCAAUGAGUUACCUACUGACCUCCAGGCUGAGAAUGCCGUGCAAGAGUCUCCUGUGCAAGAGGAUGCCAAGGCUGACGAUGUGGUGAAUGAGUCACCUGCCGAAGACGAUGCCAAGGUUGAUCAUGUGGUGGGGGAGUCAGACAAUGCCAAGGCUGACGAUGUGGUGGAUGAGUCACUCACCGAUCCCAAGACUGACCAUGCCAUGCAAGAGCCACCUGCUCAUGAAGAUCCCCGCGCGGUGGACAAUCAAAGUGUAGGUUCCGAUGGAUCUUGGGAUCGGGUUGAGUGUGCUCCGGAGGGCGACAAUCCACCCAUAGAUCCGGGCAGCUUCCCACGUCCUUCCAAGAACUUGGUCGCUGUUCUCAUGGGAGUCUUGAGUGUGGGCAUGGCUGGCAUGGCAGCCACAGCUCACAGCAUGUGUGGCUCCAUCGAUCUCACUAUGCAGGGUGCAAAGGUGGACAUCAUGAAAAGACUCGUUCCAUUCGGCGUGUCCCGUGGUUGCUUUGAAGGUGCUUUGGACUCGUGCAUCCUUCAGUUCAACGGCACAGUGAUUGACUCCUUUGGUAAGCAAAGCUACCUUGAAACAUGGCAGAAUCAAGGCUUUCCACCCAUCAACUGUCGUGAUCUUAGUGCUGAGAUUUGGGUUGGCAGCUUCCCACAGAAUUGCGAGGGAACUUGGUCUGAUUUCGGCCCGUGCUCCGCUUCUUGUGGUGGUGGCACCCGUUCCUGUGCCUUCCAAAUCACGCGUCCGGCGCAAAACGGAGGCGCGGCCUGUCAUGAGAUGAACCAGUUGAAGACCGAAAAGUGCAAUGACCAGCCGUGUCCGGUGGAUUGUGUCUUGCUUGACUGGCAGCCAGAUGUGAGUGGCUGCAGCAAACUCUGUGGCAAUGGCACGGUGAAGGAAACCCGUGGAGUCCAAUAUGAUGCAAGCCAUGGCGGUGACUGUCCUGACCCAGCUUCAGACCAGAGGGAACGGUGGGUCCCGUGCAAUGUGGAUCCCUGCCCUGUUGCUUUGGUGGAAGGUUUCCAGAGCACUUUGGUGGCCACAGCGCAGACCGUUCAGAGCAUCCAGCAAACGACUGAUGUCAGCCGGACAUUGAAUUUGGAGCUGCUGCAGAACCACCCCCUGUCUGACUGCACUGCUGGUCUCACAGAAGAUAUGACCGAUGCUGCAGCAGCUUGUGAAAAGAAUAAUUUGGUUGCAGUGAAAAUUAAGGAGAUGUCCCCAGUGCUGGAACAAGUGCAGGAUGAUUGUGGGCUGAUUGUCCCAUUCUUCAGAGAGGUGGUGAAUUCCUUGAAAUGGGAUUUGAAUGCCUUGUUCAAACAUGCUUGUUCCGGCAAUGCAGAAAGUGGAGAGACAACCCUUUCAUUGCUGGAUGAGCACAUCAAGGGCCUGCUGGAGCAGAUUGAGGUCUGCAGAACUCAUUCCAAAACUUUGAAAGCCAAGAACGAUGAGUUGAUCUCCAGCCGCAUUGGCUACAGCCAAGAUGCUGAACGUCGGAGCGGGAAACUGGUUUCAGAGUUGAAGAAUUUGGAGGAGCUGGAAGAGCCAAGCUUGAAGAGCGAGUUGCUUUCCCGAGCUCGCGCUGUGGAGGAAACCAAGCAGAUUUUGGAGACCAAGAAGGAGGACUUGAAGAGGAGUGGUCGGCAAUUGGAAGACCUGAAGCAACAGCGGUUGCAUGGGUUGAGCAUCGAUAAAGCAGCGGCUGAUGAUGCUACUUCCAAAGCUGGCGAAGCCCGACAGCAUGCUGAGAACUUGGACUCUUCGUUGAAGGGCAAGCAGCGGUCCGAGAACCUUGAGAGGCUGCAGGAUGCCAAAAACGAAGCAAAGGACUUGGAGGAUCAGGCGCAGCAGAAGACGGCCGACUACAACGCCAAGAUCAAGGAAUACAACCAGGCAGCCGCAGACCUGGAGUCCACUGUCAAAGCUGGUGAGGAGGCAGUGCGCGAACACAUGCAGAGCAUUGCUGAGAACCAGAAGAUGAGUGACGAGGUUCGGAGUCGUCAAGUGAAAGUUGGCCAGAUUAUCUUGGGCAAGUACUUGGAGAUCCGAAAUCUGAACAGAUUUCAGCAAAUGUCCGAGGUUUCCAGCCAAACUCAAUUGGAUAGCCGCCUGGCAGAUGCUAGGCAGACGCUUCAAGGCUUGACCAUGAAAUUCAAAUUUGUUCGGGACUACCUGGAGUCGCUGAAGAAAGAGGGCCGGAUGAAAACAGGGCCAGGAGCUUGUGACGCGGCGAGAAACGUCGCGCUCAACAUCUUCCACUCCGUGAGGGAGGUGGUCCGAUUGGGCUGA